Molecule: messenger RNA, 1927 nt
Organism: Theobroma umbraticum
Lineage: Eukaryota; Viridiplantae; Streptophyta; Magnoliopsida; Malvales; Malvaceae
Product: nucleoporin protein Ndc1-Nup protein
Biological process (GO): nuclear pore organization
Cellular component (GO): nuclear pore transmembrane ring
Molecular function (GO): protein-macromolecule adaptor activity
Source: RefSeq, a predicted model, not a curated record
UUGCCCAAAGCAAAAUGCCGCUUAAGACAUAAGGUUACAAGCAGCUUUCGGCGGUCUAAACAGUGGUAAAGACAACAGGCGCAACCCAAAAGUAAAACCCUUGGAAAGGAAGGCAGAAUCAGAAAAGAGAAAACAGUAUGCAUUCCGCGGAGUCAGGCAUGGUAGUGAAGAAUCGGUUGGUAGAGUUCCUAAUAUGGCAGUCCAUUCCAAGUAGUUUAAUUUUCUUGGUUUUCACGGCAGUGAUCGUCUCUUGGCGCUCCCCCGCUGCGAUCUUCAUCUCCUUUUUGAGCUUUCAUCUCUCCCAGCUGCUCUUCUCUGUCUCCGUCUCGGCCGUCUCAUCUCCCGAGCGUAAAUUUAGACGCAGUUUGCCGGUUCUGCUGGGAGCCGCGGCCGUGUCGGGUUAUGUUUCGGCAGUGUCCCUUUGUGGGGUGGCUGGGAGAGUGGGGUUUAAGGGCUUUGCUUCCGGGUUGUUCUAUGCCUUCUUUUAUAUAUAUAAGCGGAGAUGGGUAUUGCAUUUUCCCAUUAUUCAGCGUUCCCCUUUCUUUAGCUUCAAGAUGGGGAUCCCUUCCGCUAUCGCACGAGCAUUAAAGCUUUCUGCUGCGGCUUAUCUAUUUUCAGCUCUGCUGUUGGUAUUUCUGCCACACCAUUUUAACACUGAACUCGAGCUGGGAAACUUGUUUGCUCAACAUGUAAUCUCUUAUGCUGUCAGCUUUUCUCUGUUUCUCUGUUGGGAAUUAGCUCACCAUUUACAUCAGGUGCUACAUACAAAAAGGUUCAUAUUUGCACCACCCAAAGGAUCGGCAGCAGCAGAAACAAAUCCAAGUGAGCCUCUCCUAGCUGCAUUAGAGGAGAGUUCUCCAACUUCUCUUCUGAAAUAUCUUGCAUACCUUGAUCUAUGUAUGGUUUGUGAGAAUAAUGUUGACUAUUGGCGUCGAGCUGCCUUCUUUGAGGAAACCGGUGAGACUUACAGAAGAGUUGCAGCUGUAUGCUUGCGGCCUUUGGAGCAGCUUGCAUCAAAAUUGGGCGAAGGUUUGGAAGGUUCUUCAGAUGGUAAAGCCUACCGAGUAUCUGACCAGUUGCAGUCAUCAACUGACCCACGAAAGAAUUCAAAAUGCUAUGAACUAAUGAACAACUUCCAGCUUUACACAUGGUCUGCUCGAACAAUUACAUCCUUGACUGCACACUCACGUAAAGAAGACAGAUUUGGAGUUGCUCAACUCUCUGGUAGCAAUGCUGCUGUUAUCUCGACACUCAUAGCUUGCCUGCUUGCUGUUGAAACAUUCAUGGGAAAAAAAUCAAGUUUGCAACCAUCUCCACAUUUGAUGGGCUCAGCUGGCAUUAAAUGGGCUACAUCAAGUAUUGGAAGAAGAGAUGUUAGAACAGGUAAAAGGAGAGACGGUCCACUUUAUUCAAAAGCAUAUGCCAUGGCUGAUGUUUUAAGGACGUCAAUUUACUGCAUUGUGUCCGCUUUUCACAAUGAGAUGCUGACUAACGCCAAAGCUGGCCUUCUUGAGAAGGAUUGGAUUAGUAGUGGCAAACCUCCUUUUGGAACUCGCGAGUUGCUGUUGCAGAAGUUGCUUCUUUUUCUUGACUUUCAAGCUAGCUAAACUAUGAAAAAACAAGUUGAAAAUGGUGAAGUUGCAGAAGAUGACUGCUGGUUUUCUCCUAUUUGGACCCUGCUGCUUUCCUCGAACAAAUCAGCUGUGCUGCAAAUUAACAGGGUGAGAAUGAGCAUAGGGCUUUCCAUUUUUGUUUAAAAGCAAGCCCGAGUUCUUGCAACAUUAUGUUAAGAUCAAUUAAUAGCGCUAUUUUGUUGCAAAGUUUUGCUAUUCAAUCCCUUGGAUUACAUUCGGUUGUUUGUGAUUUAUGACGUGUCAAAGAUUUCAGAGAAGAAAGAAGAGGAGAUUUGAAUGAAUGAACAGAGACC